AUGAAUGACGUGGUUCUAUUGCUCGAUAGGAUUUACUUCAACGUCCGCCGUCUCGAAGAACUGCUUGGACAAGUCAGUGUGGUUCCUGCGGCCAAUCAGAUUGAAGAUCACCCAUACCUCCAACAAACAGAGUUGCUUCAAUACUGCCAAAGCAAGGGCAUUUUUGUGGAAGCCUACUCCCCAUUGGGUAACCACCAGACAGGAGCGCCACGAACCGUUGAUGAUCCUCUUGUUUACACUGUCUCAAAAGAGAUAAAUCUCGACCCAGGUGCUCUGCUUGCUAUUUGGGGUGUCCAGCGUGGCACUGUUGUCUUGUCUAAGUGUGUCACCCCCUCGCGUAUUGCCUCCAAUCUGCAGGUCCGAGAAUUAUCAGAAGAUGCAUUCACAAAGCUCGCGUCUUUGGAGCGACACAAGCGCCUCAACUUCCCAGCCAUCUGGGGGUAUGAUAUCCUCGAAGAAGCUGGGGAGAAAACUGUGUGCAAGGCUUCUCUCGGGGCAGGUCCUGCAAACAAGAUCAAGUUCACUGUCUAG
Molecule: messenger RNA, 531 nt
Organism: Penicillium brevicompactum
Lineage: Eukaryota; Fungi; Ascomycota; Eurotiomycetes; Eurotiales; Aspergillaceae
Exons: 3
Coding region: 1-531 (176 amino acids)
Cellular component (GO): cytosol
Molecular function (GO): aldose reductase (NADPH) activity
Source: RefSeq, a predicted model, not a curated record